Molecule: messenger RNA, 3224 nt
Organism: Bactrocera dorsalis (oriental fruit fly)
Lineage: Eukaryota; Metazoa; Arthropoda; Insecta; Diptera; Tephritidae
Gene: phtf
Product: protein phtf
Cellular component (GO): endoplasmic reticulum
Source: RefSeq, a predicted model, not a curated record
UGAAACAAACAUCGCCAAACACGUUCGCCGUGCUCCUAUUAAUGUACAUCACACAAAUGGUCACUUGGGCAAUAUACACCUUCAAUUUACAACGAUUUGGUGGUAUCGAUAACACAAACACAUCUUCGUCUCUCAUAGACACAAAUUUGACGAGGAGCAAUGCGACCAAGGCCGAUUUAAAUUAUGGAAAUAAUCAGGUAGAAGAGGAGCACGUUGUCACCUUAUCGGACCUGAUUAUACCUAUGGUACUGGGCUUGCUGCUCAGUUUCAUACACUCGCAAAUAGUGGCAACUAAUAUUUUAACUAGUGUAAAGUCCAAACAUAGACGCUGUUCGAAUGCCAGUCAGAGUGGCAGACCACCGCGACAGAGUGGUGAGAAUCGUGUUCGCAGGCGCAAGAAACUUGUGAGACUGCGUAAUCAAGAUUCUACUGAUGCCUCAACGCAGCAACAGCAGACUGCAAUAGUGCAACAGCAGCAGCAACAGAUAACCACUACACAAAGUACACAACAAACACGCUUAUUAUGUGCCAUGCAAAGAAUGCAAGCAAAUUCCGGUAAGCUAACCAAAAUUAACAAUGUCACUACUAAUGUCGUGGAAUCGGCGCCAAGCAAUGGGGCUGCCGAUAUAAGCGACUCCACAAUGCCAAAGAAACGGCCACCAGUGCCACCAAAAGUAACACCAGCUCGCAUUGGCAGCGCCGAGACCUUCAACAACACGACCAUCACCACGACCGGCAUUCGUCGCUGCACCAGUCCCGCCAAACUGAAACUUGAUCUCAAAUGCGCUACGGAAACGACAACAAUUGCUGCAGACUUUAGCAGUACCAGCACCGAUUGCAAUACCGAUAGCCAUAGUCCUACGAGUAGUCAUAGUUUAGGAAAUAAGAAACGAAAUGUGAAUUGGCACUCGCCCAUACAUAACUACGCCAUAGUAAGUAGCGAACCGACUGUGGUAAGUACACAAGAGAAGCAACAACAAACCUCGCCACAAUCACUGUCAUCCCCCUCCGGCUCCGCUUCAGUAUCGGCAGCGACCACAACCACAACCAGUGAAACCAAUUCUCCGAAUACAACAUGCGGCUCCACAGGAACAGUGCGUACUAAAAGUGGUGAGAUUGACGCCAGUUCAACUACAACGAGCGCUGACUGCUCUCCCAGCAGCAAAAUGGUACGCAUCGAUACAUGCGUACAAGAAUUUUAUGAUGAUCUCAUAAGGCGAACUGAUUGCCUAGUUUCCGAACAUCGAAAGGAAAAUAUGAGGGACCAAAGCGCGGGCGGCGUUGCUGCUGCGUCUGUAUCUACGAGUGCGCCCAACCAAGGUUCCUUGGCGAUACCAGCACUUCGUAACAACAAUCGACGCCAAAUCUGUGAAGAUGACGGUUUUGAGAGUCUGAAUGGCAAAAGUUCAAGUGGGGAGGAAACGAAUAUAGCACUACCGGUUUCGUAUGCAGAGACACCGGCGCUGUCCGAAGAGAAUAAACUACGUUUGCGAUUAAAUGCAACCAACCGGAUAGAACGAUUGGAAGAUACCAGCAGUUAUGAAGGAGAGCCACAAUCAGGCACUUAUUAUCGCCUGAAACCGCUGAAUGAAAAAAUGCGGCCACUCGCCUCAUGUGAUAUCUAUCAGCCAUCGAGGAAACUAAAUGUUUCCGUUGCAGCAGAUGUAAGCAGUGGCGACACCGAUGAAGAGGGUGACGAUGGAGAGACUAUAUCUAGUCCUGCUUCGCUGGGCAACGCGUCUAAUUACACCGAGUGUACUACUUCCGCUACAGAAUGGCUUGGUGUAACCACAAACAGUGAAGAAUGCAGUUACAGUUCAGAGUUGGAGAAUUCUGAUAACUAUAAAAGUAAUCAGUUUUCAGAUGAGGAUGGCUACGAUGCAGAUUUAAUGCCCACUACCAUUUUGAAUCCACAUGGCACGUCAGAUCGCAUCAGUUGCACUGUUUGGGAACAACGCGAGAUAAAAAAAGCACAAAUGUCCGUGCUUGAGAUUUCAUCCUGUAUUAUUGAGCGCGUUGAGUCAAUGCCGGAAACAAACGACUACAUCUAUAUUGGUCUGGGCUUCUCAUUCAUUCUCUCUUUAAUACCAUCUUUUUGUCGGUUGUGUGAAGUAACCAUCGACAGCGCCAACGCCAAUGAAAUUAAUUACCUUGAAGUUCCUAUGCUGUUAUGGCAAAAAGCAGCAUUUUCCUUGUGGACAAUAUUUGGCUUUGCCUUCGGUAAUACUCAGUGGGAGCGCACUGUGUUGGUCAUAAGCUUCCUCCAACGCCUCUGCCUCACUACAAUUCUUUUCAUUGUGUUCGCUGUGGCAGAACGGACUUUCAAACAGAGAUUCCUCUAUGCUAAGCUCUUCUCACAUCUAACUUCAUCGCGGCGUGCACGUAAAUCCAACCUCCCACAUUUUCGGUUAAAUAAAGUACGAAAUAUCAAGACUUGGCUUAGUGUACGCUCAUAUCUCAAGAAACGUGGGCCGCAACGUUCCGUCGACGUCAUUGUGUCAGCGGCUUUCAUAGUCACCUUACUAUUGCUGGCUUUUCUCAGUGUGGAGUGGCUUAAAGACUCAGUGCAUUUACACUCCCAUUUAAAUUUAGAGGCCCUGAUGUGGUCUACAACAAUUGGCAUAUUUUUGGUCCGAUUUAUGACUCUUGGCAACAAAAUACAUCACAAAUAUCGAAGCGUCUCUGUUCUAAUAACUGAACAAAUAAAUUUAUAUUUACAGAUUGAGCAAAAGCCUAAGAAAAAAGACGAACUCAUGGUGUCCAACAGCGUACUCAAAUUAGCUGCUGAUCUUCUUAAAGAAUUGGAAACACCCUUCAAAAUUUCAGGGCUUAGCGCCAAUCCCUAUUUGUUCACCACAGUGAAAGUUGUCAUACUCUCCGCUCUGUCAGGUGUAUUAAGCGAAAUGUUGGGUUUCAAAUUGAAACUUCACAAAAUUAAAAUUAAGUAAACCGGAAAAAAUAAACAAAAUAUUUUAAAUAUUCCAAGGAUGUAAUCAGAACCCCCUAACGUGCUUGAAUCGUACAAAUUCAACCAAAACAGUAGUAACACUAAGUUUUAAAAUUUAUGUGUAAACACAUAAUUUAUUAUUUAAAAUAUUUCAAGUGGUCUUAUUUUUGCUCUGAUAAUUUAAAUUCAAUAUUUUAAUCGGAUACUUUUCAUAUAUGAAAAUGAAUAAAAGAAAUGUGUAUUUAAUUUGAACUAAUAAAGAAAGAUGCAACCAAAA